Molecule: messenger RNA, 5592 nt
Organism: Cynara cardunculus var. scolymus (artichoke)
Lineage: Eukaryota; Viridiplantae; Streptophyta; Magnoliopsida; Asterales; Asteraceae
Product: endoribonuclease Dicer homolog 3a
Exons: 25
Coding region: 166-5223 (1685 amino acids)
Biological process (GO): siRNA processing
Cellular component (GO): nucleus; cytoplasm
Molecular function (GO): protein binding; RNA binding; ribonuclease III activity
Source: RefSeq, a predicted model, not a curated record
GCAAUUUUUGUGAAGAAGGACGUUGAAAACCCUUUUUGUGUUUCUAGCGAUUGACGAAUUGCCAUAGAAGUUCUACUUUCUUAUCGAAUUCUUCGACAGACAGAUAACUUGUGUCUUCUUCGACAACGAAAGGCGUUCUGGGUUGUUUCUCAGUUCAUCGGAAACAUGCAGUCCUCGGAAACUUCAUCGAACCCAACAAACCCGUUGAAAAGAAGGUUUGAAACGAUGAUGAAUGAUUCUUCUAAUAGCCAAGAAUCCAGACAUUCGGAAGCCACGAUCAUUCCCCAACCUAACUUGACUCCCAGAGAGUAUCAGUUGGAUGUGUUUAAGGUGGCUAUGCAGCGAAAUACCAUAGCACAUCUUGACACCGGAGCCGGAAAAACAAUGAUAGCCGUCAUGAUCAUCAAAGAAGUUGUACAUUCUCUUAGAAAACAACCAUCUGAAAAGAAAUUGGUGAUUUUCUUGGCCCCAACUCGAAAUCUUGUCGAACAGCAAUGUCAGGUUCUCAGGGAAAACACUGAUCUCAUGGUUGACUUUUACCACGGGUCUAAAGUGGGAUCUGGUGAAAAUCUUGAUGGAAAGAAGGUUGAUGAAUGGGAUGCUGCCGUGUGGGAACACGAGACAAACAAGAGUCAUGUAAUGGUUAUGACACCUCAAAUCUUGUUGGAUGCCUUGAGGAAUGCAUUUGUUAAUUUUGAAAUGAUAUGUUUAUUGAUAAUUGACGAGUGUCAUCGUGCUAGUGGUAAUCAUCCUUAUGUAAGCAUAAUGAAGGAAUUUUACCUCAAAUCCAUGAACAAGCCAAAGGUUUUUGGCAUGACUGCAUCCCCAGUUACUAAAAAAGGUGUCUCUUCGGCCAAAGACUGUGAAUCACAGAUAACAGCGCUUGAAAGUGUCUUGGAUUCUCUGGUUUACACGUUACGAAACAGGACAGAGCUGGAGAAUGCCAUCCCAUCUGCCUCGCAUAUCUAUUGUUUCUACCAGCCAUUCAAGGUUUCCCAUUCAGAACUAAAAGCCGAACUGGAAUUCUCAAGAUUGAAGUUUGAAGCACAACUGAUGAAGAUGCAAGUGUCACUGCAAAGUAGUUGCAAAGAUACCGACGAAAAGCAUGAGCUUCUGCGAAAGAGGUUAUCUAAUGAUCACGCUAAGAUUAUUUAUUGCAUUGAUGAACUGGGCCUUUUGUGUGCUUAUGAGGCUGUUAAAAUUUGUAUAGCGAAAGCCCCAAAAGCCGUUAAAGAACAUUAUUCCUUUCAGCAAAGCCAAUCAAAGUGUUUUUCUUUUCUAGAGGAAGCAUUAUCUAUUAUUGGGAAAUCUUUGCCAAAUGGCCAUGAAAAUAUUUUAGAUGCUGGAUGUGAUUAUGAAAAUAUGGUAACAGCUGGCCAUAUCUCACCGAAGCUAUAUCAACUCUUUCAACUUUUCCGGUCAUUUGGUGUUUCCACUUUCAGGGAAGCUACAAAAGUAUUGUGCCUCAUUUUUGUAGAGAGAAUUAUAACAGCUAAAGUUAUUGACAUAAUUGUGAAGAGAGUUGGAGACUUGUCUCAUUUGGAAGUUUCAUAUUUGACUGGUAGUAAAACUUCGGUCGAUGCAAUGUCAGCAAAACUGCAAAAAGAGACUCUUGAAUCUUUUCGGUCUGGGAAGGUGAAUCUACUAUUUGCUACGGAUGUUGUUGAGGAGGGGAUUCAUGUGCCGAAUUGUUCAACAGUGAUCCGUUUCGAUAUCCCUAAAACGGUUCGUAGCAAUGUCCAAUCACGAGGACGGGCUCGUCAAAGUGGCUCCCAGUUCAUCCUAAUGCUCGAGAGGGGAAAUGCAAAGCAAAGAGAACAUGUUUGUGACAUCAUUCGGAGUGAGUAUUCCAUGAUGGACAGUGCUAAAACGCGAGACCCUAACACAUGCACCGUAAAACCUUAUAACUUCAAAGAAAUGGAAACGUACAGUGUCGAGGCAACGGGAGCUUCUGUCACGGCCAAUUCUAGUGUCAGUCUCAUUCAUCGAUAUUGUGCAAAACUCCCAGGCGACAAGUACUACGCUCCGAAACCAAAAUUCCAAUUCUUACUGGUGGAAGGUUCACACCAGUGCAACCUGACUUUACCGCCGAACGCUGCUUUGCAAACAAUAACUGGUCCUCUGUGUAAGACUUCAAAUCUUUCAAAACAGCUUGUUUGCUUGGAGGCCUGCAAAAGGUUGCACCAAAUGGGAGCGCUCACCGACCAUCUAGUCCUUCACAAUGAAGAUCCUUCAGCGAACAAAUCUACUAAAAGUAUGAAAGAACCAUCUUCUGGUGCAGGGACUACAAAGAGGAAGGAGUUACAUGGGACCACCCCCAUUCGUGCUUUGUCGGGUACUUGGGGCGACAAACACGAUGACAGUGCUGAUUUUUAUGCUUAUAAAAUCAGUUUCACAUGUAGCAUUGUCAAUGUGAAGUAUUCAAGUUUCGUUCUUUUGACCGGAUCGAAGCUCGAUGAUGAUGUGGGAAAUAUCGAGAUGGAGUUGUACUUGGUCUCGAAGUCUGUAAAAUGCAAGGUUUCUUCAUCUGUGGAAUUGCAUCUCGAUGCAGAACAGGUAGCAAAAGCAAAGUGCUUCCAAGCGUUAUUCUUCAAUGGGAUAUUUGGGAAAUUGUAUAUCGGCACAAAACAAUCAGGAUUGGCAAGAGAAUUCUUGCUUCAAACUGACCAAACACUCUGGAACCCAUCAUACAUUUACUUGCUCUUGCCUCUGGAGUUGUUAGAACCCUUGACGAUCAAUUGGAAGGAGGUUGACUCUUGUGCAUCUGUGGUUGACUUUGUGAAGACAAAUUCCCAGUUCAGGGCCAAGCAGCAGUCCCGUGAUGGCGGAAUUACAACACUAGAGAACAUAGAUUCAGUUAUGACCGAUUUUGAUAGCAUCGAUAUGGUUCACUUCGCAAACGAAUCUAUUCAUAAAGAUGAGGUCAAAAAUGUCGUAGUUUUGGCCAUUCACUCUGGGAAGAUCUAUUCUGUUCUUGAGCUUCUUCAAGAUGCAACUGCUGAAAGUCCUUUUGAUGGAGAUACUGGCUCGAAUCCUCCAAGAUUUUCAUCGUUCAGCAACUAUUACGAGAAGAAAUAUGGAAUUGUUCUAGCCUACCCAAAACAACGAUUGUUGCUGCUAAAACAAAGCCAUAGGGCACAUAAUCUUCUUGUGGACUUCAAUGGUGAAGGCAUUUUACAUGGAAAGAAAAUACGGGCCGAGAGCUGUAAGGUGAAUACUGACAGGCUGAGAAAUCAUGUCCGUAUACCACCAGAACUUCUAGUCGUCGUCAAUGCAAGGCUGGAUGUUGUGAAAUCGUUCUAUUUGCUGCCAUCAUUAAUGCACCGACUCGAGUCAUUAAUGUUGGCUAGCCAGCUUCGUAAAGAGGUUACUGGCCAUUCUACUGACUUUCGCAUCUCAAGCUCAUUGAUUUUGGAAGCCAUCACCACUCUCAGAUGCAACGAGAGUUUCUCUAUGGAACGAUUGGAGUUGCUCGGUGAUUCAGUGCUAAAAUAUGCAGUGAGCUGUGAUCUCUAUCUUAAACACUCGACAAAACAUGAAGGGCAGCUUUCUUCUCAGCGGUCAUGGCAAGUUUGUAACUCGACCUUGUACGAGUUGGGAAUCAACCGUCAAUUACAGGGUUACAUAAGAGAUAGUGCAUUUGAUCCUACUAGGUGGACUGCGCCAGGCCAGCUUCCAUUACGGCUUCAAUCUUGUAAACAUGGUGUUGAUACGAUAGAAGUGCCUAUCCACAGCAAAUACCAUUCCAAAGAUGCACAAAAUUUGAUCGGGAAGUGUUGUGAUAUGGGCCACCGAUGGAUGGGCUCAAAGACGAUCUCCGACUGUGUUGAGGCUCUAAUUGGAGCUUAUUAUGUUGCCGGUGGGUUGACCGGUGCUAUUUGCUGUAUGAAAUGGCUCAGUGUAAGUUGCGAGCUUGAUGAAUCACGCAUCGAUGAAGCCGUUCGAAUUGCUUCACUCCACAAGUUCGCUCCAAAACUGAACGUCAUCAAGAAUUUAGAGUCGAAGCUUGGGUAUGAAUUUCGGGUUAAGGGUUUGUUGUUGGAAGCUAUCACACAUGCAUCUGAUCAAGAGCAAGGAGUUGGAUACUGUUAUCAGAGGUUAGAGUUUCUUGGUGACUCGGUAUUGGACCUACUUAUUACUUGGUAUCUUUACGAGAAGCACAAGGAUAUUGAUCCUGGAGAAUUGACGGACUUACGGUCAGCCUCUGUUAAUAACGAAAAUUUUGCUUAUGCUGCUGUGAGACGGAAUCUUCAUCCCCACCUCCAGUAUCGCUCUGGUUAUCUCCAAAGUCAGAUUGCUGAGUAUGAGAAGUUUGUAGCUACCUCUUCCACCGAUACGAACUCCCUCCAAACCAAGAAAAGCCCGAAGGCACUGGGCGACCUAGUUGAGAGUAUCGCAGGUGCCAUAUUGCUUGAUACUAAACUCAAUCUUGAUGAAGUUUGGAGAAUCUUUGAGCCAUUACUAUCUCCAAUAGUAACACCCGAUAAACUUGAGCUUCCUCCUUUACGUGAAUUGAUGGAAUUAUGCGACUCGAUGGGUUAUUUCACCAAAGACACAUGUAGAAUCAACGGUGAUACUGUAAUAGCUGAGCUACGAUUGCAACUCAAAGAUGCCUUAUUGACUGGUGAGGGCAGCGGUGCAACCAGGAAAAUUGCAAGGGGUCAAGCCGCUCUUCAGUUGUUAAAAGAGCUCGAGAAAAGAGGAAUUUCGAGGAAGAACCAAGGUCAAGAAAAUAGAGAUGGGGAAGUAGAUGAUAAAAACAAUGAAAAAGGUGACACGACCCCGUCGAAGCCGGAUCUUGUCAGGAAUAUGAAGAUAAUGCUCUUAGAUCCUCCGCCACCUGUAGAUGCCUCCCUUGCUAAUGAAUGUGCAAUGGAGGAACAAUCCAAUUCUAAGGUUGAAAUCCCAGUCCUAAAGUCGAUCAAUAUGAACAAGGGAGGACCAAGAACCGCUCUUUAUGAGCUGUGCAAAAAAAUGCAAUGGCCGAUCCCUACUUUAACGCCUUCAGAGCAGAAAUCAAGAUCUCUGAUUGAAAUUGGCGAAGGGGUCGAGAAAAGAACAGCGUUUAAUAGCUUUGAGUCUCAUAUAAGCUUGACGAUUCCUGAUUAUGGAGUUAUUGAACUCACCGGAGAUCCACGAGCAGAUAAGAAGAGUUCAUUCGACUCGGCUGCUCUACUCAUGCUCUAUGAGCUCCAGCGACUCCAAAAGCUCAAGAUCGGCUAGAAAGUCAACAGAUUCCAUAUGGUAAGUCAAACUAAAUCUAAAAUUGGGAAACUUAUAUUAUUUUGUCUACAAAUAUUAUGGGCAAUGGCUUAUUACAGAACUGCAGCUGUUCUUGCAAUUUUGAUGAACCUAAGAGACCUUUUUCCCCUUAAAAAUGAAGAAUAUAUAGGCCUAAACCUGUAGAACAGAUCUCGGCCAUGUGAGGUCGUACCUUUGAGACUUUUGUUGAUUGCUAGCCCUAUUUUCGGAGGUAAAAUUUCCAACCUCGAGCAUUAUGCAAGUUUCGUUUUCAGUUUGGCAUGUUUGCUCUCAGUUUGUGGGAAUUACCUUGUUUAUGGUCGUAAGAUUGCUAAAUUUGAAGCGGUUGGU